This is a messenger RNA of Neomonachus schauinslandi (Hawaiian monk seal), 2433 nucleotides long. It is a transcript of the gene GTF2H3, whose product is annotated as general transcription factor IIH subunit 3. Bases 56 to 985 code for a protein of 309 amino acids. Gene Ontology annotation, biological process: regulation of DNA-templated transcription; nucleotide-excision repair. Gene Ontology annotation, cellular component: transcription factor TFIIH holo complex; transcription factor TFIIH core complex. The transcript is spliced from 13 exons. The record is from RefSeq and is a predicted model, not a curated record. Lineage: Eukaryota; Metazoa; Chordata; Mammalia; Carnivora; Phocidae.
UCCCGGAGGAGCACUUGACUGCUUGCUACCUGUCGGUCGGGGGAUCCUGGCCGCCAUGGUGUCAGACGAAGAUGAAUUGAAUCUUCUGGUUAUCGUAGUUGAUACCAACCCAAUUUGGUGGGGAAAGCAAGCAUUAAAGGAAUCUCAGUUUACUUUAUCGAAAUGCAUAGAUGCUGUGAUGGUACUGGGAAAUUCUCAUUUAUUCAUGAAUCGUUCCAACAAACUUGCUGUGAUAGCAAGUCACAUUCAAGAAAGUCGAUUCUUAUAUCCUGGAAAAAAUGGCAGACUUGGAGACUUUUUUGGAGAGCCUGGCAACCCUUCUUCUGAAUUCAGCCCCUCAGGGAGCAAGGACGGGAAAUAUGAGUUGUUCACAGCGGCGAAUGAAGUUAUUGCUGAAGAGAUUAAAGAUCUCAUGACCAAGAGUGACAUAAAGGGUCAACAUACAGAAACGCUGCUGGCAGGAUCCCUCGCCAAAGCUCUUUGCUACAUUCAUAGAAUGAACAAGGAGGUUAAAGAUAAUCAGGAAAUGAAAUCAAGGAUUUUGGUGAUUAAGGCUGCAGAAGACAGCGCGCUGCAGUAUAUGAACUUCAUGAAUGUCAUCUUUGCAGCACAGAAGCAGAAUAUUUUGAUCGAUGCCUGUGUUUUAGACUCGGAUUCAGGACUCCUCCAACAGGCUUGUGACAUCACGGGGGGACUGUACUUGAAGGUGCCUCAGAUGCCGUCCCUUCUGCAGUAUUUACUGUGGGUUUUUCUUCCCGAUCAAGAUCAAAGAUCUCAGUUAAUCCUCCCACCCCCCGUUCACGUGGACUACCGGGCAGCUUGCUUCUGCCAUCGAAAUCUCAUUGAAAUUGGCUAUGUCUGUUCUGUGUGCUUGUCAAUAUUCUGCAGUUUCAGUCCUAUCUGUACCACGUGCGAGACAGCCUUUAAGAUUUCUCUGCCUCCUGUGCUGAAGGCCAAGAAAAAGAAACUGAAAGUGUCCGUGUGAUCAUACGACCCCCCCAGUCUCUCAGAGCCUAUUAAUAAAAAUUGUAUGGUGGAAUGUUAGGAGGAGGCCCUGAAAAAAAUACAGUGCGUGUGGGAUAAUUUUGAAUGAAGUUCCUUGCAGGAAAGACUUCUAGACCAUUAUCCUCAUGCUGUGCUUUUGGGGGACUGCUUUAUUUGAGGGGGUCAUUCUAUGCAAUCUUUUCUGACUGGUUUUUGUCCACAGAGGGAGAAGAAAGCACAAAUUAGUGACUUUUUUUUUUUUUUUUUUUAAUGAGAUGCUCAUUUUGCCAGUCAGCCUGGCCUGACUCAUUGUAGGCUUUUGACUUUGUAGCUGAGUCUGGGUUCUGCCUGUGAAAUGUACAACCGGUGAAAUUUGAGCACAGUUUUGGAGAAAGCAACCACGCAGUAAUGGCGUUAAUCCACAUAGACCAUCUUCCUUGAAUCAACAGCUGACUUUGACGAUAGUCCUGUAAAUAUAAUGCUUAUUGUCUAAGUUGAGAUUUAGCUUCAGAUACUAGCAGAUAGUUUUGUUUUUGUCGGACAUCACUGCGCGUUCGGACGUAGUCAUCCACAUAAUAACUGUCUGUCGCUGCAUAAGUACAAAGUCUGAUCUUGAGUGAGGAGAGAGGGUGCAGUACUCUGGCAACGACCUUCUCUUCAGAGGUAGUUGUGUGAAGAGCUUAUGUGUGAAAGCCGGUGUCUGGGUUUGGAGGGGGAAUUUCUUGGUGGAGAAUGGAUUCUUUACGGUUCAGUACUGUCCCCCAGAUAGAAUUCUUUAAUUUUGUAAUGAGGAAAAAAAAGCAUUAAUGUUGGAGAACUGUUCUCUAGAACAAGUGCAACAGGUUCAAAAGAAAAAUUAUCUGUAAUUUCAACAAGAAAAAACUUAUUUUUCUAUGUAACCUCGAGGUUAUUAGAAGUCUUUUCAAAUUCCAUCACAGAAGAGUUUUCAGGAAUGGUGGCUGGUUUGGUUUGGUUUUAAACGUAUAUUGACAAAAACCCAUUUGUGUACACAACUUUGUAUGUAAGUAAGAUUUUAAUUUUCUCUUUCUACCAUCUCCGAAGCUGAGUCUCAUUUAAGUAAUUUGGUAUUUGGUUAGAUGAUUUCAGGUAGAUUUUGUACUUUGGAUUUAUAAUUUUGUUAAAUUCACACAGGUUUUGGUUAUAAUUUGGCAAAUAUUUGUUAAUCCUUGAGUUUGAGAAUCUUAUUUGUCUUUUAGAAAUAAUAUUUAAUAUUUCACAGCCUAAGUGUAAUGGAAAUCACUGUUUUAAGUCUAGGAAGUCAUCAGAUAUCUAAAAGAUGAAGAAUUUCAAAGAAGCUGAUCAGGUUCUUGUUACAAUUUUUUUGUUUGAGAUGUUUUGUGUACUGGCUUAAUUCUGCUUAGGUUUUAUUUUUAACUGUUGUGUUUAUGGUUUAUAUAAAUUUUUAUAAUAAAAUAAUUUAAAUUUUCA